GAAGCAGCUGAAAAAGAACACAAAGUGUGGUAUAAAGAAGAGCUAGAUCCAUGGGUGAUGGUAAUAGCAAUGUUUGAUGUUCCCAUCUCAUCCACCGUAGAGACUGACUCUGCAACGACUCAUCUUCUUUCUCUUUCCCAUUCUUUUCGCAGAUCCAAAUCCAAAUCCAUAGAUUCACACCAUUAACUAACCAAAUCAAGAUCCAUGUUGUUCGCAUCAUCUUCUUCUUCUUCUUCACUCCUAUAUUUACUCUCAUUAUUAUUCUUACUAUUAUUAUUCAUAUCUUCCUCAUUUGCUUCUAUUCACAUCUACAAUCAUGAACCAUUUCAAGAAAUCGGCAAUGCUUUUCUCCUCUCCGGUGGCAGCGAAGGUAUCUCCGCCUCCCUCACCACCGCUCCCCAUAUCGCUUCCAUUCACGACGGCCAUUCUUACAUUCGGUUUGAGAAUAUAACAUUUAGGAGAAGAAAAUCUGCAGCCAGGGCACGAGGUACCGUGCCAAUACACAUUAUAAUUUUCGAGGCUGCUGAUCGUGAUGAUAUAGGCGGUUCUGCUUAUGGUGGACAACGUGCAAUCUGUUGCACCUCUGAUUUAGCUAAGAUGGGAGCUUGUAAGCAAGGAGAGGUUAUCAGGAGACCUUCUGCAACAGACACUAAUUGGCCGGUCGUUAUAGAUCUAUAUUUCAAGGGGAAGUCUAAUCUUAUUAGUUUAGAUUCUAAGGAAGUUCCUAUCACGAAGACUGGAAUGUAUAACUUGUUUUUUGUAGCUUGUGACCCCAAGCUUAAGGAAAUUGUAAUGAGCGGGAAGACAAUCUGGAAAAACCCUGAUGGGUUCUUACCUGGUAGGAUGGCUCCGUUUAAGAAGUUCUAUGUAUUUAUGACGUUGGCUUAUGUCUGCCUCGGCAUUGUUUGGUUACUUCAGUAUGUGAGGUUUUGGGAUGAUGUACUACAACUUCAACACUGUAUCUCAGCUGUCAUUGGUCUUGGAUUGUUUGAGAUGAUUCUUUGGUAUUUUGAGUAUGCCAAUUUCAAUAAUACUGGAAUCAGACCUAUUGUUGUCACAACAUGGGUUGUCACUGUUGGGGCUAUAAGACAAACGAUAGCGCGACUUCUCAUACUCUCCGUUUCCAUGGGUUAUGGUGUUGUGCGACCCACUCUUGGUGGUCUUACAUCAAAGGUCCUUUUGCUUGGAGUAACUUACUUGUUUGCAUCGGAGUUGCUGAAUAUUACUGAAUAUGUCGGGACCAUCAAUGAUAUAUCAGGAAGGGCAAGGCUCAUUCUAGUUCUUCCUGAUGCUUUCUUGGAUGCAUUUUUAAUUUUAUGGAUUUUUACUUCUCUAUCAAAAACACUGGAACAGUUACAGGCAAAACGGAGUUCUGUUAAGUUGGAUAUAUAUCGGAAUUUCUCAAAUGCACUAGUAGCAACGGUGACCGCCUCGGUUGUCUGGAUAGGUUAUGAGGUUUACUUCAAAGCAACCGAUCCAUUUAAUGAACGCUGGCAGAGUGCUUGGUUCAUCACUGCAUUCUGGGACAUUCUAGCAUUUGCACUACUAUGUGUUAUAUGUUAUCUCUGGGCUCCCUCCCAAAGUUCUCAAAGGUAUGCAUACUCAGAGGAAGUGGGAGAUGAAUCUGAUGAUGAAGAAGCUCAGUCUCUAACUAAGGGAAAACAAGAAGGCCGAGGAGAAUUAAGUUUAGUCAGGCAAGAGAAGAAUGUCCAAAAUGAUGCAUCUUCUGACGAAGACGACGAAUCAGAAGAGGAUAAAAGGGAAUAAGCUUUUAACAACUUUCUUUUACCACAUUUGUACUGUUUUCCCUGCUGGGUUUUUAAGUCUUUUGACCCGACCCUCAACAGGAGGCAUUGUAUACAAUUUUGUUCAUUUUGUACUGGAAUGUAAGUGCUUCAUAUUCUUUGUUCCAAAAUUGUUUUAUAUAUCGUGUAAUUAAUGUAUAACAAUUGUGGUGUGGUGACUCGCCAGCUUCUAGAUUUAGUUUGUUACCAUUAUGUUAUUACCUUGUGUUGACUGACAGAGAAUGAUCAUGAAAUGAGAAAUUAGUAUUUUCCUUUC
Molecule: messenger RNA, 2061 nt
Organism: Trifolium pratense (red clover)
Lineage: Eukaryota; Viridiplantae; Streptophyta; Magnoliopsida; Fabales; Fabaceae
Product: transmembrane protein 87B-like
Exons: 5
Coding region: 205-1767 (520 amino acids)
Biological process (GO): transport
Cellular component (GO): membrane; Golgi apparatus
Source: RefSeq, a predicted model, not a curated record